AUGAGAGUCUUGCUUGGUGCCAGUGAUAAUCACCUGACAUUGAUAUCAGCGACCAUGGAAAUGAUUUAUGUUUUUACCCUCGAGAGUAUCCUCACUGAUCCUAAAUGGAUCCUCGCGAAACGGAUCAUGAACGAGGCAGUGCAGAAAAAUAUUACGUUGUCUUGGGACGUGGAGGCAUACGACGGCAAAUGUAUAGUGGUAAGGACAAUGACUAAUCUUACAGAUUACCAAAUGGUUAAUGGCUAUGACUUGAGAGUGAACAAGUGGGACAUCGUGGGUUCGUUGCCAAGCUGGUGCGAUGGACUUCGAGACUUUUAUCAGUAUAAGCCAUCAUGGUCUUCUGUUAUUGGACUAACUGAUCAGGAGGAUGAGCUUUAUCAUAAUCUCUUCAUAGUUAAAUAUGCCCGCGUCUUGGCCGUGGAGGGUAUUAUAAGAUUCAUUAAUCAUAAUAUAUGCAUCUAA
Eutrema salsugineum is the source of this 462-nucleotide messenger RNA. Its product is annotated as putative F-box protein At1g57580. The transcript has a single exon. The record is from RefSeq and is a predicted model, not a curated record. The coding region runs from base 1 to 462 and encodes 153 amino acids. Lineage: Eukaryota; Viridiplantae; Streptophyta; Magnoliopsida; Brassicales; Brassicaceae.